Messenger RNA from Penicillium lagena, 771 nucleotides. RefSeq lists its product as uncharacterized. Lineage: Eukaryota; Fungi; Ascomycota; Eurotiomycetes; Eurotiales; Aspergillaceae. The transcript has a single exon. The record is from RefSeq and is a predicted model, not a curated record. Bases 1 to 771 code for a protein of 256 amino acids.
AUGAACACACUCUCUACCUCUGAAGAAUCAAACCCGCACCUAGAUACGCCGCACUCCCAAUCCACCCCCGAAACAACACCCGAUCAAGGCACCCACCUCCCACAACACGGUUUCAUCCUGCCGGACAGCACCCACAUCCUCACCAACGCCCUCUACUUCGACGACUGGCUCCACAAAGCCCUCCACACAACCCAACUGCACAACCUGCACCGCCUGCUGAAUAUCAACAUCCCGCGCCCAGAGCUCAACGGUAGCAUCCACGCCGUGCGCUGGCAGGACUACUCUCUCCAACUAAAAGACUGGCUCGCGCGCAGCAUGUCCUCCGAGCUCUACGACCAGAUCGCCUCAUCGGGCCGCCCCAUCGGUCUGGCGGACGAAUUCAUCGCCGCCGCGCGGUCGACUUUCCAGCGUCCCGACAUGGCAUCUACCACAAGCUUUGUGAAUGCCGUUCUCUACGCGCGUCGUGCGGAUUUCCCGUCUGCGGCUCGAUACCUUGUUGCCACCAGGGAGGCGUACCGGUUGUGUUUUCAGCGGAAGAUUGAUAUCAAGCCCUAUCUUGUGCUGUCGAGGGUGUGGAGUGAGCUGAGGGGUGAGAUUCCGGAUUUGGUCGAGAUGCAGAUUGGCGCUGUUGAAUCCAAGGGCGGGAAUGUUUGGGAGGACGUUGGUGUUAAGGAUUUUAUGGACAGCUGUGCGGUCAUUCUGAGCCAUUUGAAGUUUUUGGAGCAGGUAAGGGUGGUCAUGAGUGAUUUUGUAGAGGAUGGCCAGUUCUGA